AGUCGAUUUACUGGGUAAGUGGCUAGCCUUGCUGCUUCAGUUUACACCUCUGCAAAAUAAAAAGGGUAAAUGGAACCUGAUUCCGCGAUCCGGAGGGCCCCUUUCAGUUCGAAGUCCCUGAUUUCUAGUUUCCUACCUCCCUGUUUUGCAUAGUGGCCUCGUCGGGGGGGCGGGACCCGCGGGGUGAAUCCCCAUGAGGUUGCACAAGUCUGUGCCUGUGUUGCAAGGAAAUGAUCGGGCCGUGAAUCCGGCCCCUGGAAUCGAAAGAGCAAGAGAGGCUGAUGGUGCCGGCAGUCCUUUGGGGCGCACGCAGCGGAGUCACAUGCCUGAUGACUAGCAAGCUUUGACCAAAGCUAACAUGAGCUGAGUUGGCUGUUCUCCAGACAGGCAAAGAAGGGGAAGCAGCUUCUUAUGAAGAUGGCAUAAAGUUUGGACAGAGUUGUUCAGGGUUUUCUCUACACCAUGGCAUAUGACCUUCCUCAGGACCCAGCUGGGGUGCCUGGACCCUCUCUCACUUCCUUUUCUGACUGGAGCAGUCUCAUUCAAGAGGAUAAUUCCUGCCUGGAGAGAAGAGGACUUAGCAAUGGCCAGCUCCUCAUGGUCCUAAGUAUUGACAGUACCUGUGAGGCAGCCUCCUUCAAUUUAGAAGUCUCUCAGGAGAAACUGAAGGCCUGGGGGAUUCAGGUGCCUACAGAGCAGUACAAGAGUCUAAUUGAGACCGCCGUCUUGGAUCCCCAAGUGAGAAGAUUUGUGUUCUAUAACUCCAGGCCUUUCCAGCUAGCCAUUGCUGUGGUUUUCUACAUAGCAAUGUGGGCCAAUCUGUAUUCCACCAGCCAGAUGUUUUCUUUGGGAAGACACUGGGCAGCUGUGGUUCUUGUGACCCUAGGCACUGUGUUAGCUACUGUCAUUCUCAUUUUCAUCUUUGAUAGGCACCAAAGGAAGGCAAACAUGAACACAGACCUCCGGUUGGCAGCUGCCAAUGAAACACUGAUGCCAUACCACAUGCUCCUGGGAGUGACUGGCGAGGUGGAAGGCUGCCAGAUGGUGCUGCAGCUUUGGUUUGUUUACUUCCACUUAGAGAGCUGUCUCCAGUCCUUAUCUGACUGUAUCCGAGAACUGAAGACCAAUGAAGAGUCAGUGCUAAGACACCGCCUGAACCAAUUCCAAGUGGUGGUGGAGACGGUGGUGAGCCCUGCUCAGGAUCAGGAAGAAGAUAGUGAGCGACUGCUGGAGGAAUCUCCUCUGCUGCCCCAUGGAGGAACGGAGCCAAGCAAGGGAGUGGUCACUCGGAUGGAGCUGCACCAUCUCAUUCCAGAUGCUGCACCAGAGGAAGUGAGCGAAUUCCAGAGGCUGUUCCCUACCUCACUUCCUGUGUCUCACAAAUGCCAAUGGUUGGCUCUAGCUUGGCUUAGGACAGCCCAGGUGGGCAGUUAGUUAUUUCUGAUUUGUCAUUGACUAGCACAUGCCUGUGUAGUGUGGGUGUGCACAAUUUUUGGGUGCUAGACCAAGAUGGAGACUUUUAAAAUUCACAGAAGGCACUAUAUAAAUGCUUUAAGAAAUUUCACUGAAGAGUAAAAACACUGAUGAAAAGCAACUGCUUGACUACAGGGGUUGAGGGGAUAUAACUGAGGAGAGACUAAAUGAACACUCUCAUGCAAAUACCAACAUGGAAAUGGGUUCGAAUCAAGGACACAUGUGAUACCCAGUGGAAUCGCACGUCAGCUAUGGGAGAGGUGAGGGGGGGAGGAAAAGAAAAUGAUCUUUGUUUUCAACGAAUAAUGUUUGGAAAUGACCAAAUAAAAUAAUGCUUAAAAAAAAAAAAGAAAUUUCACUGAAGGGGGCAGCUGGGUGGCUCAGUGGAUUAAGAGCUAGACCUAGAGACAGGAGAUGCUGGGUUCAAAUCCGGCCUCAGACACUUCCUAGCUGUGUGACCCUGGGCAAGUCACUUAACCCUCAUUGCCUAGCCCUUACCUCUCAUCUGCCUUGGAACCAAUACACAGUAUUGAUUCUAAGGUGGAAAGUAAGGGUGUAAAAAGAAAAAGGGUCACUGAAGCAGAUUUGUAGUCAUAGAACUUAGGGACAUUAAGUCCAAGCCCCCUCAUUUUAAUGAGUUUACUAACUAACUGAGGCCCAGGUCAAUUCACUGACUUACUUAGGUCCAUACUCAACUACUAAGUGUCUAAGGUAGGAUUUGAACCCCGGUCUUCCUUACUCUUAAUUCCAGUGCCCUAUACACUGCAUCAUGCUUUUAAUUUUAGUUCAAAGUAAGGAAAAUCCCCCCUGUCCAUUAUACUGUCCCAAAAUGGAGUGAACAGCCUCAGAAAUCCUCCCUAAGGGGAGUUUAAACAAAGGCUGGUUGAUCAGUUGUCAGAUAUACUGUAGAAAGGAUUCCUUUUAUUUAGGGAGAGGGUAUCAUCGCCUCGAGUUUCAGAUACAGCUUCCCUCCCUUCUACCACCCAGAGAGCUAUUAAGAAUUUUAAGAAAUAAAAAUUGUUCUGCAAAACUGACCAAUAUAACAAUUUAUGCAUCAUUCUGCAACCAUGGUCCCCUACUUCUGCAAAAGAGGGAAGUCAUUGCAUCUUUAAUCACUUCUUCAGAGGAGGAAUUCCUUUUUGUCUCUGUCCAAAAUACCUGCCUACUGUAACAUUCUGUGAUUCUAUGUGAUUCACUAGUGAAAAGAACAAUACUCUUAUUUUAAGGUUACCUUCAUUUUCCAAAAUAAUACCAUUGACCCACCAAAGAUAAGACAUGCAUUUUGUAUUUCUGUAAUAGUGAGGAUAUGCUACAUUCUUCUUUUUCCCUCACCUCCAAGACCUUAGUUUGGGCAUCACCUUCAGGAAACUUCCUCUGAUGUCUCCUGGUCAGGAAUGAUAUCCUUUUUCCUCUUUGCCCUCACAGCACUUGGUGCCUCUUUUUUUACAUGGAGCAUUUUUAGUUUUUAUGUUUUACUUUUUCAUGUGCUUGCUUUAUCUACUCCUAUCAGAUUGUUGGCUCCUUGAGGCAACAUGUAUAUAAUGGCACCCUCCCACCCCUCAUUGCACUAAUAGGUGCUUGUGCAAUCUGCUUCUUAGAUAGAGAAGGAUUCGUUUGAGUUAGUGAGUCAUAGAAUAUUUAAGAUUUUUGUACCUUCUCUUAAAAACCUCAGCCCAUUUGGUGCUGCCAAGCAAAGGCCCUUCUUGAAUCAGCCCCUUCUUUCCUUCUUUGGGACUUGUUAAAGUUAAUAAAAACAAUGUGCUGUAUCACGGAAAUGAAAGAUUUUGCCGUGAAAUCCUUUCCACACUGCAUAUAUCUCUGGCUUACACUAUAUUCAUGAAAAAUUGAGUGAAAAUUUCAUUUUCGUGAAUUGAAUCUCAUUCUGUGUGCCCUGGGGGAACCACAAUUUGAAAAAAUCCUGUGAUCCCUUUUGUAAAGCAAAAGCCUUGAUUUAUUACAUCCGUUCAUCCAGUUUCCUUUCUUUGCAAGCAUAGAUUUCCAUGUGGCUGUUUUUAUUUUUUUAAAGGAAGUCCAAAAGGGUGCUAAUAUGGUUGGUAUACCCUUUCUCUGUAGCCUACAUGUCUGCCAAAGCAACACCUGGGCUGCUUUCUUUAUUUCCUUCCUUCCUUCCUUCCUUCCUUCCUUCCUUCCUUCCUUCCUUCCUUCCUUCCUUCCUUCCUUCCUUCCUUCCUUCCUUCCUUCCUUCCUUCCUUCCUUCCUUCCUUCCUUCCUUCCUUCCUUCCUUCCUUCCUCUCUCUUUGUUUUGUUCAUUAAAUUUUUUAAAAAUUUUAUUUAAUUAGUCAAUUUAGAACAUUUUUCUUUGGUUACAAGAAUCAUAUUCUUUCCCUCCCCUCCCCUUCCCCCUUCCUGUAGCCAAUGCGCAAUUCCACUGGGUUUUACAUGUGUCCUUGAUCAGAACCUAUUUCCAUGUUGUUGAUGUUUGCACUAGGAUGAUCAUUUAGAAUCUACAUACCCAACCAUAUCCCCCUUGACCCAUGUAAUCAAGCAGUUGUUUUUCUUCUGUGUUUCUGCUCCCACAGUUUUUCCUCUGAAUGUGAAUAGCGUUCUUUCCAGUUGUUCUGGAUCUGCAUUGCCACUAAUGGAGAAGUCCAUUACAUUUGAUUGUACCACAGUGUAUCAGUCUCUGUUUAUAAUGUUCUCCUGGUUCUGUUCCUCUCACUCUGUAUCAAUUCCUGGAGGCCCUUCCAGUUCACAUGGAAUUCCUCCAGUUCAUUAUUCCUUUGAGCAUAAUAGUAUUCCACCAACAAUAGAUACCACAAUUUGUUCAGCCAUUCCCCAAUUGGAGGGCACCCCCCCCCAUUUUCCAAGUUUUUGUCACCACAAAGAGCACAGCUAUGAAUAUUAUUGUACAAGUCUUUUUCCUUAUUAUCUCUUUGGGGUACAAACCCAGCAGUGCUAUGGCUGGAUCAAAGGGCAGACAGUCUUUUAGCAGAUUUUGGGCAUAGUUCCAAAUUGCCCUCCAGAAUGGUUGGAUCGAUUCACAAUUCCACCAGCAAUGCAUUAACGUCCCAACUUUGCCACAUCCCCUCCAGCAUUCAUUACUUUCCUUUGCUGUCAUGUUAGCCAAUGUGCUACAUGUGAGGUGAUCCCUCAGAGUAGUUUUGAUUUGCAUCUCUCUAAUUAUAAGAGAUUUAGAACACUUUUUCAUAUGCUUAUUGAGAAUUUAGAUUUCUUUACUUGAAAAUUGCCUAUUCAUGUCCCUUGCUCAUUUACCAAUUGGGGAAUGGCUUGAUUUUUUUGUACAAUUGAUUUAGCUCAUUAUAAUUUGAGUAAUUAGACCUUUGUCAGAAGUUUUUGUUUUGAAGUUUUUUUCUCCAAUUUGUUGCUUCCCUUCUAUUUUUGGCUGCACUGGUUUUGUUUGUACAAACCCUUUUUAAUUUAAUGUAAUAAAAAUUAUUUAUUUUACAUUUUUACUCUUCUGUGUUCACCUAAUUUACUUAUAGUUUCCUUCUUUAUAUUCAAGUCAUUCACCCAUUCUGAGUUUAUCUUGAUGUAGGGUGUGAGAUGUUGUUCCAAACCCAAUCUCUCCCAUACUGUCUUCCAGUUUUCCCAGCAGUUUUUGUCAAAUAGUGGAUUUUUGUCCCCAGAGCUGGGAUCUUUGGGUUCAUCAUAGACUGUCUUGCUUUGGUCCCUUACCCCAAGUCUAUUCCAUUGAUCCUCCUUUCUGUCUCUUAGCCAGUACCAUAUUGUUUUGAUGACCGCUGCUUUAUAGUACAGUUUAAGAUCCAGUACUCCUAGGCUACCUUCCUUCACAUUUUUUCAUUAUUUCCCUUGAUAUUCUUGAUCUUUUGCCUUUCCAAAUGAACUUUGUUAUGUUUUUUUAUAAUUCAGUAAAAAAGUUUUUUGGUAAUUCAAUGGAUAUGACACUAAAUAAGUAAAUUCAUUUGGGUAGGAUUGUCAUUUUUAUUAUGUUAGCUCGUCCUACCCGUGAGCAAUCAAUGUUUUUCCCAUUGUUUAGAUCGAGUUUUAAUUGUGAGGAGAGUGUUUUGUAGUUGUGUUCAUAUAGUUUCUGUGUUUGUCUCAGGAGAUAGAUUUCAAAGUAUUUUAUAUUGUCUAGGGUGAUUUUAAAUGGAAUUUCUCUUUCUAAUUCUUGCUGCUGAGAUGUGUUGGAGAUAUGUAGAAAUGCUGAUGACUUGUGUGGGUUUAUUUUGUAUCCUGCAACUUUGCUACAGUUGUUGAUUAUUUCCACUAGCUUUUUAGUUGAUUCUCAAGGAUUCUUUAUCUUUAUCAUAUGAUAUCAUCCGCAAAGAGUGAUAGCUUGGUCUCCUCCUUGCCUAUUUUAAUGCCUUUAAUUUCUUUUUCUUCUCUAAUUGCUACUGCUAGUGUUUCUAGUACAAUGUUAAAUAAUAGAGGUGAUAAUGGGCAUCCUUGUUUCACUCCUGAUCUUAUUGGGAAUGCAUCUAGUUUAUCCCCAUUGCAGAUGAUGUUUGCUGAUGAUUUUAGAUAUAUACUGUUUAUUAUUUUUAGGAACGACUCUUCUAUUCCUAUGCUUUCUAGUGUUUUCAGUAGGAAUGGAUGUUGUAUUUUAUCAAAGGCUUUUUCUGCGUCUAUUGAGAUAAUCAUGUGAUUUUUGUUGGUUUGCUCUUU
Messenger RNA from Monodelphis domestica (gray short-tailed opossum), 6081 nucleotides. It is a transcript of the gene TMEM268, whose product is annotated as transmembrane protein 268. The record is from RefSeq and is a predicted model, not a curated record. NCBI's taxonomy places the organism in Eukaryota, Metazoa, Chordata, Mammalia, Didelphimorphia, Didelphidae.